Molecule: messenger RNA, 828 nt
Organism: Mesorhabditis spiculigera
Lineage: Eukaryota; Metazoa; Nematoda; Chromadorea; Rhabditida; Rhabditidae
Source: the annotation of a GenBank genome assembly
AUGCGAACGAUCUUAUGUCUCCUAUAUCUCUUUUGCCUAGAAACCACUCAAACUGACGAUCAAUCAGCAGUUGCCCAAAUUGCCUCGUUCUUCCUGCGAGCGCGGGAUACGUGCCUUUACGCAGGCGCUUUGCACAUGCUGCUCCUUGCUGGAGAACGCCUCCUCGCUACGGCCAAAUCAAAGACCUACGAGACUGAGCGUCACCAUUCCGUCUUCAUUGUGGCCAUCUCCAUUAUGUGGAUCGCUUCGAUUAUUAUGAUGUUCUACCUGAAAAAUGGGAAAAUCACGCAAUAUAUCUUUGCUGGGUUGUACGCUGUAUCGGAUCUGAUUGCGAUCAUGCUAAUGCUAAUUGUCAAUCGUCUUAACUAUCACAAUUUUGUGGCAAAACAGGGCACCCUCGAGAUCAGUGAGGGCUAUCAGAUCCGGGAGAACGUGAGCACCUCCAUGUUGUUGAACCGCGCAUUCGUGGUCAUGGUGAUCAUGACGUUGUCAGGUCUCACAUCAUACUUUGGAUACAUCUAUUUCGAGAAUGAGCUCUAUCGACGCGUUUUUGGCUUCUUAUUUGAUGUGACCGUCGCUUUGCCGACAGUUGUGAUACCUAUGAUGCUGCUGGUUGGAAACGAGAAAAUGAGAAAAAUAGGAAAGCGUAUAUUGAAGCAGAAAACGAAUGGACGGCCAUCUCCGGUCAGCCACGAGUCAAAAACCCAUUACGUGGACUUUCAGGGCAAUAAGGUGCCGCUGAGGGUAGAAGACGAGCAGGCGGCGUAUUUUUCGCUCUACCAAUCACAAUGGGAGCAGGCCGUUCCCUUGAAAAAGAAGAUCGCUUUA